Molecule: messenger RNA, 1952 nt
Organism: Erpetoichthys calabaricus (reedfish)
Lineage: Eukaryota; Metazoa; Chordata; Cladistia; Polypteriformes; Polypteridae
Product: leiomodin-2-like
Exons: 3
Coding region: 153-1787 (544 amino acids)
Biological process (GO): pointed-end actin filament capping; muscle contraction; myofibril assembly
Cellular component (GO): striated muscle thin filament; myofibril
Molecular function (GO): tropomyosin binding; actin binding
Source: RefSeq, a predicted model, not a curated record
UAGUUCCCUUCAGAUUUUCCUUUAAAACCCCCCAACUGCCUCACACUCUAGGUGAACAAGGGAACACGAUAGAGAAGAAGCAGUCUAAUACUUUUUUUGGCUAUUUAAAACCUAUUCAACUGAGCAAAUCAAAGAGCUUCCACUAAACAGCAAUGAGUAGUACAUUUGGGUAUCGAAAAGAACUUGAUAAAUAUGAAGAUAUUGAUGAAGAUGAACUCCUGGCAUCACUGACCUCCGAGGAGUUGCAGCAGCUAGAAAGGGAACUUGAAGAUAUCGACCCGGACGAUAACGUACCCAUUGGAUUACGACAGAAAGAUCAAACUGAGAAAACCCCCACUGGAACAUUUAGUAGAGAGGCACUGAUGAAAUACUGGGAAAAUGAGACAAGGAAGCUUCUUGAAAAUGAAAGAACAGCUUUUGGAAAAAGUGAGGAAGAAAAUAAGGAGACUUCUGAUGCCACACAAACUGAGCCAACCACUGAAAGUGAUAGUGAAGUCUCAGAAGGAGCAAAUACAGAUUACGAGGAAGAGGAUGACAUGGAGGAUGAGAGUGAUGAAGAAAGUGAAAACCCGGUUACUGAAGAUGAAGAUUUGGAUGAUGGCGACAGUGGUUUAGACAGCAAGUCAUCUUGUAGCCAUGAAGAGACAUCCAAUGGCUUCAAUACUCUCUUUGAUGUCGUGAAGCCACCAGACAGUAAAAGCUCAAAACCAGAUGAAAUGGAAGACAUCAAAGUUUCACCAAAUCAGCAAGGUGGAAAUUCAACAGUAGUUGAUGAAAUCCUUGAAAAGAUAAUAAGCAAUGACCCUGACACCAACGAAGUAGUUCUUAAUAAUAUUGAGAAUAUUAGUAAAGAAGUACUUAUUAAUUUUGCAGAAGUACUGAAAAACAAUGCACAUGUUAAAAUUUUUAGCCUUGCCAAUACUCAUGCAGAUGAUCGAGUUGCCUUUGCAAUUUCGCAGCUUGUGCGAGAAAAUGCAUGCAUCACAAGCCUUAAUAUUGAAUCUAAUUUUAUCACAGGGAAAGGCAUUCUAGCCAUUAUGAGGGCACUCCAGAACAACAAAACAUUAACAGAGCUGCGUUUUCACAAUCAAAGGCACAUUUGUGGAGGACAAGUAGAAAUGGAAAUAGCAAAGAUUUUAAAGGAUAAUACAACACUUCUGAAGCUAGGAUACCACUUUGAGCUACCAGGACCAAGAAUGAGCAUCACAAGCAUACUGACACGAAACCUAGAUAGACUGAGACAAAAACGGCUACAGGAGCAGAAACUCCUACACAUGGAGAAAAAGGAUGGAUUUGAAGGACCCAUCAAUCCAAGGACCAAUGCUUUACUGAAAGGAACACCAACCACUUCACCAUAUACAUCUCCAAAAAGCUCACCCUGGUCAUCCCCAAAAGUGGGUAGAAAUUUCAAUUGUAAAAAAACUGUACCAACACCUCCACCACCACCCCCACCUCCACCCCCUCCUCCACCCCCACCUCCAUUCACUGCAGAGAAAAAAAUACCUACCAGAAAAAUAGCAGAAGUCAUUAAAAUACAGGAACAAACAAAGAAGAAACAGACAGGGCAAUCAAAACAGAGAUCAAAACACAGCAAAAAAGCUGAAAAACAAAAUUCAAUCCUAAAAAACUUAAAAAAUGCUUUAAAACCUAUUUCUGAGAAGAAAGCUGAUGAGGGAUCAAGGCCUUCAACACCCCAGAGGUCACUUCAUGACAAUCUAAUGUCUGAGAUACGCAACAGUAAUAUAAAACGUCUUAGAAGGGUUGAAGUUCCGGAAUACCUUCGAUAAUGAGGGGCCAAUCCUGAAAAAAGAAGUAUUAGAAAACUAUUUUGUAUAUAAAACAUUUUGUUUCACUCGUCUUUUUUUACUUUUCAUAUUUUGGACUAGAUCAGAAAGUGUACAUUAAUAAUUAUUGAAGAAUAUUUCUUUUAUGAUACAUUAAAGUGUGUGUGU